This is a messenger RNA of Ostreococcus tauri, 1167 nucleotides long. RefSeq names its product Sulfotransferase. NCBI's taxonomy places the organism in Eukaryota, Viridiplantae, Chlorophyta, Mamiellophyceae, Mamiellales, Bathycoccaceae. The transcript has a single exon. Gene Ontology annotation, cellular component: membrane. Gene Ontology annotation, molecular function: sulfotransferase activity. The record is from RefSeq and is a predicted model, not a curated record. Bases 1 to 1167 code for a protein of 388 amino acids.
AUGGCGCGUGACGUCGAGUCCGCGGCCCUGCUCGACGCUUCGACGAGCGAAGCGACGAGCGACCGGCGAACGAAAUGUUUUUCAUUUGCACGCGUCGGCUCGGCGGCGCUCACGCUCGCACUCGGCGUCGCGGCGUGCGCCGGUCAAGCGCUGAAUGAGCGGUCGCGGUCAGAGAGUGGACGACUUGCGAGCGGUCUGGGAGAAGCCGCCAUCGUGGGUACAUCUGUGGAGAAGACAUUACGUUCCGCUUCGUGCGUAUGGCGUCUCGAGCGUGCGGAGGCAGAGAACGCCCGAUGCGAUCCGAUGGGUACGGAUGUAGUGGUGGUGCCAUCGCUGCGGGCAGUGUACGUGGACGUGACAAAGGCAGCGAGUGAGAGCAUCCGCAAGAGGUUAACGGACGCGUUUCAAGCCACCUGGACGGAUGAAAAGUAUGUAUUGAAGAGUAGUGGGUUAGGGCGAUCGACGACAGCGUCACUGCCGGACGAGGUGUUGGACACGUAUAAGUUUUUCACUUUCGUGCGCAAUCCGAGUGAACGGUUUCUCUCUGGAUAUCGCCAGGCGUUUUGUCGCUCGAUGUGUCAAGGGUGUGAGCGAGGUAUGUCACCAACGCGUCCGCCGACGAUUGAGCAAACGAUCGACCUCUUGGAGAUACUCAGAAGCAAGGCCAGCGGAAGCGUUGAGUUCUGCUCACAUCGGCGCGGCGAGUCAAUGCGCGACAGGGACUUCCUCACCAAUCCUUGGUUGGAUGAGCAUCUCGAAUCAAUAAUCUACAGGCUUUCUGGCGUCACUAAGCGCGGGACACACACGCCAAUUCAUUUUAUUGGCCGCGUCGAAACUCUGAACGAAGACUGGGGACGGCUCAUGGAUGAACUCGGCGUUGACACCAACCAUCCGGCUCGAGCACCUCUCGAACACGUCGAGCACGAGUGCUCAAUUGCCGGACGCGAAGAAUUCCUCAGUGCACAAUCUGCGCUGUUCUACUCGCAUUUGCUUAAGGGAAAACGGGCUCCAACGAAGGGAGAGCUCUUCGAGCCUGUUAGAGUGAUGUAUGACCGAGAGGGCAACCCGGUCGAAAUUCCAACACCGUCCGUCAAACUCGGAGCCUACGUCAACCGCCUAAAGGCCUUGUACGAGGAUGAUUUUAGAUGCCUAGGAUACGCUAGUUAG